AACUAUGGGUUUGAUGACAAACGAGGGAACUAUAUAAUAUCAAUAGGGGACCACAUUAGAUACAAAUAUGAAAUCAAUUCGACUUUAGGAAAUGGAGCUUUUGGUUCUGUAGUAUCAGUAUCGGAUCAUUCAAGCAAAUCUAAAAUAGUUCUUGCUUGUAAAAUAAUCAAAAACGAUCCUCGAUGGUCUUUGCAAGCAGUAGAAGAAAUAAAAAUAUUGAAGAAGUUGAACCAUCCUAAUAUUGUCAAGUAUGUUGAACACUUUACUUUUAGAACCCAUAUGUGCAUUGUGACAGAAAUUUUGGCUAUAACCCUGUAUGAGUCAAUUCAGCUGACUAACUACAAAGGAUUUUCCUUAAAUCUAGUUAAGAAAUUUACGAGGGAGAUUUUGCAAGGUGUCGCAUACCUCCACUCGAACAAUAUAAUUCACUGCGACUUGAAACCUGAGAAUAUAAUGAUCUCAGGUGAUGGUACUAUCAAGAUUAUUGAUUUUGGCUCUUCAUGUCAUACUGAUAGCCUGAAGUAUAGCUAUUUACAAUCCAGAUUCUAUAGGGCUCCUGAGGUUUUGCUGGGAGGCAGGUAUGACACUAAGAUGGAUAUAUGGUCCAUUGCAUUAAUUUCUCUUGAAAUAUUUGCUGGAGUGCCCUUGUUCCAACCGCAAAAUGAGUGGGAGCUUUUCAGUUUAUGUGUGAAGUUUUUGAAUAUCCCCUCAAGAAAAUAUAUU
Messenger RNA from Pichia membranifaciens NRRL Y-2026, 723 nucleotides. RefSeq lists its product as hypothetical. The record is from RefSeq and is a predicted model, not a curated record. The transcript has a single exon. The annotation marks the transcript as partial. Gene Ontology annotation, biological process: peptidyl-serine phosphorylation; peptidyl-threonine phosphorylation. Lineage: Eukaryota; Fungi; Ascomycota; Pichiomycetes; Pichiales; Pichiaceae. Gene Ontology annotation, molecular function: ATP binding; protein serine/threonine kinase activity.